Messenger RNA from Metopolophium dirhodum (rose-grain aphid), 1079 nucleotides. RefSeq names its product glycine cleavage system H protein, mitochondrial (gene ppl). Bases 266 to 742 code for a protein of 158 amino acids. Lineage: Eukaryota; Metazoa; Arthropoda; Insecta; Hemiptera; Aphididae. The transcript is spliced from 5 exons. The record is from RefSeq and is a predicted model, not a curated record. Gene Ontology annotation, cellular component: mitochondrion; glycine cleavage complex; cytoplasm. Gene Ontology annotation, biological process: protein lipoylation; glycine decarboxylation via glycine cleavage system.
CAAUGGUUAUAAUUAUAACGUGAUAAUUGAGAUUAAACUGUGAUAAGGAUACCGGGUUUUUAGACUUUAAAAAGAAGUAAAGACUACAGUAUUCCACGAGCACCCGUCGUUUAGUUUAAUGUCUUUGUGAGUUUAUUUCUUUAGACUUUAGUGUUUACAAAUUACAACUAAUCUUACAUUCAUAAUUCAUCGUUCAUAUUAUAUUUGAUUUCUUUCAACAAAAUUGAACUUUCCUGUUUAAACUUGAAUAAUAUUUUCUACAAAAAUGAUUAGAAUUAUUAAAGUAACUAAUCGCAUCUGGGGAAAUGUAAAUCACGCUCAAAGGUUAUCGUCGAAUGUCUUGCGUUUUUCUAUUUCUGCUGUUAAAGAUCGUUAUUAUACUGACAAACAUGAAUGGAUUGAUGUGAAAGAUAAUAUUGGUACUAUAGGAAUUUCAGAUUAUGCUCAAGAUGCUUUAGGUGAUGUAGUUUAUGCUGAGCUGCCUGCUGUUGGAACAGAAGUAAAAAUAAAAGAUGAAUGUGGCGCAUUAGAGAGUGUAAAAGCUGCAAGCGAACUAUACAGUCCAGCAUCUGGCAAAGUGAUUGAAAUAAAUUCUCAGGUGGAAACAAGACCAGCAUUAAUAAAUCAAUCUUGUUAUGAAAAUGGAUGGCUUUUCAAAUUAGAACUAUCAUCUUUGGAGGAAAUACCGAAUUUAAUGAAUGAAGAACAAUAUGCCGAAUUCAUUAAACAUGAUCACAGUUAAUGCUAAAAUAACUGUUUAUGUUAGACAAAAUUAACUAAGUAUAUAAUAUUAUUAAUUGUUUUAAAUUGAUUAAUACUCCGGGGAGCUGUAAUGCAAAUCGAGGAGCUGUAAUGCAAUCCGGGGAUCUGUAAUGCAAAUCGCGGUUCUCUCCCCGGUCCUCGACAAUACGGAAAAAAAAAAUUGAUUAAUACUUUAUGUUAUACAAGUACCAAGUAUAUGUGACUUCAGUAUUUUUUAUUUUUUUUUUGUUAUUGAUUUACUUAAGUUGUAUGCAUUUAUUUAAUAUGUAAACCUAUUUUUUUAAACUUUUAUUCAAUAAAAAAAUGUAUGAAUUAAA